GCCACCGCGCUCUUUACUGUCCUCCUUCACUGUUUCCUGCUUCCUUCUGCAUUAUAACAUUCACACACACACUCUCCUCCACACACACUCACACACACCGUUUCAGAGGCACGUCUCACCAUGGGGAACUUUGUCGCCAAUGAGGGACUCUCCAUCUUUGUUAUUCUGGUCUGGCUGGGGAUCAACGCGUACCUGUUCGUCCAGUUCUACUUUAACUUCCUGACACCGAAGUGGUUUUACACCAGAGUCCUGCUCGGGCAUGCGCUGUCCUGGGCCAGAGCUCCUGCUGCCGCCCUCAACUUCAACUGUAUGCUCAUCCUGCUGCCCGUCUGCAGAAACCUCCUCUCCUUCCUCCGCGGCACCAUCCAGUGCUGCAGCCGCACGGCCGCGCGGCAGCUGGACAGAAACAUCACUUUCCACAAGCUGGUGGCGUACAUGAUCGCCUUCCACACAGCCGUGCACAUCGUCGCCCACUUGUUUAACUUCGAGUACUUCAUGGACGCCCAGCUGAAUCGGAACAGCAGCCUCCUGACCUUUGUCCUCUCUGAAAUCGGCACCGGGGACAACCUUCCCUUCCUGAACCCCAUCAGGACCAACGAGACGAACCCCACCAUCGUCAUGUUCACCACCAUCGCCGGGCUGACGGGCGUGGCCAUCACGCUCGCCCUCAUCCUCAUCAUCACUUCGUCCAUGGAGGUGAUCCGCAGGUCGUACUUCGAGGUGUUCUGGUACACACACCACCUCUUCAUCAUCUUCUUCAUCGGCCUGGUGUUCCACGGCUACGGACGUAUCGUGCGAGGACAGACGAAUAAAAGCCUGAACAUCAGCCGACCGGAGCGUUGCGCUGACCAGUUCGAAGACUGGGGAAAACCCGGGUCCAACUGCAGCGUACCAGUGUUCGCUGGAAACCCUCCAGGGACGUGGAAGUGGGUGCUGGCUCCCAUGAUCCUCUAUGUGUGCGAGAGGCUUGUUCGCUUUUACAGAUCCCACCAGAAAGUGGUCAUCACCAAGGUGGUGAUGCACCCCUCCAAGACCCUGGAGCUGCAGAUGAAGAGGAAAGGCUUCAGCAUGGAGGUGGGUCAGUACGUCUUCAUCCAGUGUCCGUCCGUCUCCCGGCUGGAGUGGCACCCCUUCACCCUGACCUCCGCCCCCGAGGAGGACUACUUCAGCGCCCACAUCCGUAUCGUCGGGGACUGGACUCAGGAGCUGUACGAGGCCUGCGGGGGGGACAAGAACGAGACCCAGGAGGCCUGGAAACUGCCCAAGGUCGCCAUAGACGGCCCGUUUGGAACCGCCAGUGAAGACGUGUUUCGUUACGAGGUGGUCAUGCUGGUGGGCGCGGGAAUCGGAGUGACUCCCUUCGCCUCCAUCCUCAAGUCUGUGUGGUACAAACGCAUCCAGAACAACCAGGACGUCUUCACCAAGAAGAUCUACUUCUACUGGCUGUGCCCGGAGACGCAGGCCUUCGAGUGGUUUGCAGACCUGCUGCAGUCGCUGGAGGGUCAGAUGACGGAGAAGGGCAUGACCGACUUCCUCAGCUACAACAUCUACCUCACCCGCUGGAAGGAGAACGAGGCGGCUCACUUCCGUGUUCACCACGAGGCGGAGAACGACCCGAUCACGGGGCUCAAACAGAAGACGCUUUACGGGAAACCCAACUGGGACAACGAGUUCACCAACAUCGCGACAACGCACCCGGGAACUAAAGUGGGAGUGUUCCUGUGUGGUCCGCCUCAGCUGGGGAAAUCUCUGGAGAAGCAGUGUCGGUCCCACACGGAGGCCGACGUCAAGUUCAUCUUCAACAAAGAAAACUUCUAAAGAAAAACAACAACUGCUGGAAAACGACCGCAACAAGGAGAGAGAGGGAACUUCCCUCCAGCAGUGAGACUGAGGCCGAGCUGCAGUUUUCACCAGCAGCUUCAUGAGUGUGAAUGUACCUGACUUCAGUCGGGAGGCUGGAGACUUCAGUCAGCGCUCAGCCGGACUGUUCCUCUGCUUGUUGCUUCUCACCACAAAACUUUUGCAAAGAUGCCAGUGUUGCUCAAAAAAGAAGGAAAUACCCCCGUGGUAUUUUCCACAUUACUUUGUUCUCCUUUUGUGUUACAUCAGUAAGUGAAACGCUGCUGCUGCUUUCAAAACUUUCCUCAGCUUCCUGUGUGCUCCUGCCGGGUGGACAUCAUCACAGUUUCUGAACCUGGUGAUCAAAGCUGCUCAAAGUGAGUCUGCUAAAAAAUACAGAAGGAAUCCUCCAUCAGUGUCAGUGUCUCAGCACGUGACGGUUUUCUACAGUGACUGAAUGUCUUGUUUGUGAGUUUAGAUAAAAGUGGAAGCAGAGGAGAGUGGGUGUGGAUGAUGGAUGGAUUGAUGGAUGAAGUGUUCAGUGUCUCUAUUUUUUAAAAUAAAUCUAACAGCAGCUGAUGAUCACGA
Messenger RNA from Seriola dumerili (greater amberjack), 2427 nucleotides. RefSeq names its product cytochrome b-245 heavy chain (gene cybb). Bases 121 to 1818 code for a protein of 565 amino acids. NCBI's taxonomy places the organism in Eukaryota, Metazoa, Chordata, Actinopteri, Carangiformes, Carangidae. Gene Ontology annotation, biological process: defense response; superoxide anion generation. Gene Ontology annotation, cellular component: NADPH oxidase complex; plasma membrane. The transcript has 13 exons. Gene Ontology annotation, molecular function: superoxide-generating NAD(P)H oxidase activity. The record is from RefSeq and is a predicted model, not a curated record.